Molecule: messenger RNA, 605 nt
Organism: Paramecium sonneborni
Lineage: Eukaryota; Ciliophora; Oligohymenophorea; Peniculida; Parameciidae
Source: the annotation of a GenBank genome assembly
AUGGAUGACGAUGAGAUAAGAAUGGAUAACAUUGAUAAUUUAACUGAAGAAUAGUUAAAAAUACUUGAAUAGAAAUAUAAAUAACAAUAUUUACCAAAUUAUAGAUUGUAUUUACUUGUACCAUUCAAUUUGAUUACUGCAGGAUUUACAAUGUAUUACACAAUACAUUUCAAACAUUAUUCAAAAAAGUUAUUCUCUCCAUAGAAAUUUUGGUUUAGAGAAGUAAUUAAAUAUGGCACAAUUUAAUCAAUUGUUUUUACAUCAUUUUAUAUAUUGGGUACUGCAGCUAUCACAGGUAUUUGAAUUCUAACAUCUUUUUUAGGCCUCUAUAAUCCAAUUGAAUAUAUGAGAGGUCUAGCAAAAAUAAAUGAAAACAAAUAGAUACAGCUUUGAAAUUUGAUCCAAACUUCUAAAAGCAUUUUCUAUAUAAUUUAUUAGAUUAUUUUGGAGUUAGUGAUAAAGUUGUAAAUGAAGUGAGGUAAUGAUAAAUAUUUAUAAUUUUAAGAGAUGAAUUAUUAACAUAAAAGAAUCAAUUAGAAUCUAAGAAUUACUUUAGCAAGGAAACAACAAAAUUGUUGAACUAAGAUGAUCUUGAUAAAAAAUGA